Ixodes scapularis (black-legged tick) is the source of this 553-nucleotide messenger RNA. RefSeq lists its product as uncharacterized. The transcript has 4 exons. NCBI's taxonomy places the organism in Eukaryota, Metazoa, Arthropoda, Arachnida, Ixodida, Ixodidae. The coding region runs from base 101 to 553 and encodes 150 amino acids. The record is from RefSeq and is a predicted model, not a curated record.
GACCAUAUAUGAAGGAAGUGGGAACAUCUACGAGGUUUCAAUUGUGGAUGCUCUAAACUACACCAGUUUACACAAAAAGGUGUUCAACAAAUCGUCGCUGAUGAUAUCCUUUUCAAUGCAUGUGUACUUUUUCACCAGAAGAAAUGUUACUCAAGGCUUUGGCAUUGGUACACCAUGCUUCAGAGGCUUCAGGGGUGAAAUGUCCACGGCGUGCCAAUUGCCGCAGAAUUACACAGGGGAGCCUACUAUGGGUCCAGCGUACACAAGGCUUGGCCCUCAUUAUCCCUCUAAUUCUGCGAUGACAUAUGACGGCCCUGACGAAAUUAAGUGGAAGAUCUGCAGCGCAACGAGGAGAUUUCCGGACGUCAAAAUUGGUGUGGCUCUGUUUAACUUGCAAUCGGAAGACACCAAAAAAGAAUGCGAAAACACCAGAUAUGGAAAUUUCAAAUAUGCGGCCGGUUACUGGCGAGUUUCUCAGGUGACAGAUUAUUUCCGAAAAACUCUGAAGCACCCAAAUUUUAUGCAGUCUGGUCCGGCGUGCUCAACGACGUAA